CGGCGCGGGGCACUGUCCGGAACAUCCGGCUGUGGCUCCUCAACAUAAACAGCUAUGGCGGAGGCAGCAGCAGCAGCGUCCGCGGCGGCGUCAGGAGUAACAGGAGGCUGGACCAAACACGUAACCUGCAGAUAUUUCAUGCAUGGACUCUGCAAAGAGGGAGAAAACUGCCGAUAUUCCCACGAUCUGACCAGCAGCCAACCUGCAGCCAUGAUUUGCAAGUUCUUUCAGAAAGGAAACUGUGUGUUUGGGGACCGUUGCAGGUUUGAACACUGUAAACCGGCAAAAAACGAGGAGCCGCCCACACCACAGAUGCUGCCGCUGCCCUCCGCCCCGCUGGCCGGCCCGUCAGACCCAGAACCCAGUGGGCCAACACCUGGCACAGGGGCACAAGACUGGGUCAACGCUGCUGAGUUUGUUCCAGGACAGCCGUACUGUGGACGGGCUGAGCCAGUGAAGGUGGAGAGCACCGGCCCUCUCAUCGAGGAGUUUGACAGCGACACGGCACAGAACAACAAACAGCUGAGGAAGCAGCUCUGCCCGUACGCCGCUGUCGGAGAGUGCCGCUACGGAAUCAACUGUGCCUAUCUCCACGGAGACGUGUGUGAUAUGUGUGGCCUUCAGGUGCUCCACCCCACUGACAGCAACCAGCGCUCAGAGCACACUAAGGCGUGCAUUGAGGCCCAUGAGAAAGACAUGGAGAUUUCGUUCGCCAUCCAGCGCAGCAAGGACAUGAUGUGCGGUGUGUGUAUGGAGGUGGUGUUUGAGAAGGCCAACCCAAGCGAGCGCCGCUUUGGCAUCCUCUCCAACUGCAGCCACUGCUACUGUCUAAAGUGCAUUCGCAAGUGGAGGAGCGCCAAGCAGUUUGAGAGCAAAAUCAUCAAGUCUUGCCCAGAGUGUCGAAUCACAUCCAACUUUGUCAUCCCCAGCGAGUACUGGGUGGAAGAUAAGGAAGACAAACAGAAACUCAUCCAGAAAUACAAGGACGGCAUGGGGACUAAACCGUGUCGAUACUUUGACGAGGGCCGUGGAACAUGCCCUUUUGGCUCGAAUUGCUUCUACAAGCAUGCCUUCCCUGAUGGGCGGCUGGAGGAAGCUCAACCCCAGCGUAGACAGACGGGAUCGAACAGCAGAAACCGGAACUCGAGGCGAACACCGCUGUGGGACAUCUUUGACGAGAGGGAAAGCACCGACUCCUUCGACAACGAGGACGAGGAGAUGGUGACGUUCGAGCUGAGCGAGAUGCUCCUCAUGCUGCUCGCCGCAGGAACCGACGACGAGGUGACAGACUCAGAGGACGAAUGGGACUUGUUUCACGAGGAGCUGGACGAUUUCUAUGAAAUUUACCUAUAGCAGCCCCCCCCACUAUCCCCCCCCCCAUGCCCCCAUGUAUACUAGACACUAGAAUGGACUGUCUUGUGCGAGUGAUGGACAGUAGCUUUUUUUCCCCACCCUCUGUAUUGUGGCAGUGCCUUUCAGCAGGCCAUUAAUAAAUGAACUUGAUAAAAGAUAAAAGGAAAAAAAAAAAUCCAACACGUCAGUGCGCUCGUGCUAAACAUUUUCUAGACAUCUAUCCUUGUGAGUCUAUCUUGUGCGGUUCAUGUUAAAAGGAAAAAUAAGAAAAUGAACUCGAUAUAAGAUUUAACGAAAAUUAUAACUUUCUUCAAGUAUUGCUAAUAAAAGUUGUUAAGUUCAUUUGUGGGUGUGGGUUUGACUUGUUUAUCAUCUACCCAGGUGUUUGUACAUAAUACUGAGACUCUGAGGAUGCACUCGAACUUACUCGGCUCCAUGUACUGUAACAGUGAUGGGCAUGUUGUAAGAUUUUACAAACGGUUUCUGAAGGCCGAAAUGUUUUUUUUUUUUCUUUAUUAAAGUUGCUGAUAGCCAAUAUAUUGUGCUGAUGUUUAAUAAAUUGACCAUAAUCACUUUCAUGUUGUACUGGAAAGUAUUUUCCGUGUCCCCCCCUAUAGAGGUCUUUACUUUCUUUUUCCAGCAUUUAAAAAAAACCCUUUUAUGAGACAUUUAGAUCAUAUACACAAACUGUGUGUGAAACUCAUGUAGGGUUGUGUCUUUGCACCGUGCGGCAGAGUGAAGUCUAUAGCCCUCAUCGUCAGGUGGCCAUCUUUGUAACUGGGACACUUCAGUCGCUGAGUAGCUCAUUGAAUUAGUUACUCAAAGAAAAAUUCAAACAUGUUGUAAAAGUCAGGAGGACACUCACUGGCUGGAAUAUAUGGAAACAAAUAUGACCCGAAAAUAUUUUGAGCUUAUGAAAUGAAGUUUAAAGUUUAUGAACGUGUAAAAUCGAAACUGGUUGUCAAAAUAACGAGAAAAAGUUUCAAAACUACAUAAAACAAUGAUUGGGUUACACAAAUCCUCUCUUUUGCAGUAAUUUGUAUGUUAACACAACUUUGUUUUUAUCUCAUAAACUCAAAAUUGGAAACAACGGAAAUGUUUCCUGCCCGUAGAGCGCUGCUCAGUGCUGCCUCUGGUGAUAGAAAGCUGUAUUGCAGCAAUACUACUGAACAAAAUACACUGUAUCUUUAAGAGGAACACGUUUUAUGAGCUGCUCAAUGGCUAAAGUGUCUCGGGUACAGGGAUCUGUGAUUGUGUGACAAAGUGGCUAAGAGCCACGUGAUCCCCACCUUCCUCUUGUCGGCACACCCUCUGUAAAGCCAUUCAGUUGGUCUGGGAAACAUACAAAGUGAUUUUUCUGUGCAGCUAAGGUCAAAUGUUAUGUUAACGUAAGGUUUUCCAGAUCCGUUUUAUCGUUCUGUGAUUCCUACCUGUAGCUUUGGGUCAGACAUUCAUCAGCAAACUGCUUUCAGUCAAAUGGACAAAAUAAAGAUGGAGGGAAAUGUUCUCCCUUUCACUAUUCUGAGUCGCAGUGUCCGCAGGACGUCUGUGAUACCACAAGACAAUUCUAAAAGGUCAACACUUGUGACUAAAAAAAAAAACUCAU
Messenger RNA from Paralichthys olivaceus (Japanese flounder), 2959 nucleotides. It is a transcript of the gene mkrn1, whose product is annotated as makorin, ring finger protein, 1. NCBI's taxonomy places the organism in Eukaryota, Metazoa, Chordata, Actinopteri, Pleuronectiformes, Paralichthyidae. Gene Ontology annotation, biological process: protein polyubiquitination. Gene Ontology annotation, molecular function: ubiquitin protein ligase activity; metal ion binding. The record is from RefSeq and is a predicted model, not a curated record.